Osmia bicornis bicornis is the source of this 4919-nucleotide messenger RNA. Its product is annotated as ABC transporter G family member 2-like. NCBI's taxonomy places the organism in Eukaryota, Metazoa, Arthropoda, Insecta, Hymenoptera, Megachilidae. Gene Ontology annotation, molecular function: ATP binding; ABC-type transporter activity; ATP hydrolysis activity. Bases 731 to 4795 code for a protein of 1354 amino acids. Gene Ontology annotation, cellular component: plasma membrane. The transcript is spliced from 26 exons. The record is from RefSeq and is a predicted model, not a curated record. Gene Ontology annotation, biological process: transmembrane transport.
AAGAUAGGGAUGCGAAAGAAGAUGAUUAUCAUGAGUGUAAUUGCGAACGUGAACAAGGCCGUCGUGUGGAUUCUCUUACUUCGUUAUUGGUCGCUGGUCGCCGGUAAGCCCGCGGAUCAGCGGAGUCGCGUUACAUAAGUUGACACGACGCGGAGGAACGACAAACAGAGAUGGGUGACAGACGACUACAGGUGGGAGAGGAGAGACGAGAGAGGAGAGAGAGGAGAGAAACGGCAAUCCGAGAAUGUUGUGUACUUGCUUUUGCGGCUAGCACCUAAUCGUUGAGCUUCUCUACCUCGACAUGUACCGAGUUGCACGCAUCGAAUCAUCGUACCUUUACGAAACGCGUUGUUUUCGACGCCGAUUGUCCGUGCGCUGAGUUUCUCUUACAACCCGGCAGAUCCGAAGAAAUCGAGCGACCGCGAUCGGUAGAAAAGAUCAUUCCUUUCGUUAAACAACGACUGUAAACGCGUUCUUACCUUACAUCGGAGAAAAGAAAAGUAUCUUUAUGCGGGAAGGUGAUUGCGUUUUGUCGCGUUAACGCGAAGAAUCGUAAGUUGUCCGCGUCGGUGGUAGAAUUCGAUAGAGGGAUAAUCAAACGACAUGCGAAAGUGACACGCAAAAAAGGAAGAGAAACGAAGCUGUCGAUGUUUCACGAUAAGGGUGCUUUGUGAUCGAGAGGAAAACUGUAAGCGCCGAUCGAACCUUUGGUCGGCAAACUGAAAGCAAAAUGACCACGGAGGAAACGGAACCCUUAAUUCCCUCCAAAGUGUCCACUCCCUAUGGGAAUAAUAAACUACAAUCCGUCUCGUACAACGCGAUCUCGUUGGAAGGAACGAGUUCGACGUCGUUCAAUUUGAAGCCCAUCUUGCGUGGUUCGAGCGGAACGGUAACCCCGUUAACGUCGGCGACGAUACCGAGCCGUUCGGAAAACGAAUCGAUUACGUAUACUUGGAGCGAUUUGAACGUGUACGUUGCGAGGAGGAACGAGAAAAUGUGGGAUGCUUUGUUCAAGAGGAAGAGACCGAUCGAGCAAAGGCAUCUGUUAAAAGAUGUGUGUGGUGUAGCUUAUCCAGGUGAAUUAUUGGUGAUCAUGGGCUCAUCUGGUGCCGGUAAAACGACUUUACUGAACGCUCUAACGUUCCGCUCGGGUCGCGGGGUGACCGUGUCCGGUGUGAUGGCCGCGAACGGAAAGAGGGUGUCCUCCACGAUACUGACAUCGAGAACCGCAUACGUGCAACAGGACGACCUAUUCGUCGGCACUCUAACCGUGAAGGAGCAUCUUCUGUUUCAGGCCAUGGUACGGAUGGAUCGAAAAAUCCCCAUGGAACAACGAAUCGAUAGGGUGAAUCAAGUGAUCAACGAGCUCGCUUUAACGAAAUGCAGAAACACCGUGAUCGGUCAACCGGGACGUAUCAAGGGCCUCUCCGGAGGCGAAAUGAAAAGAUUAUCCUUCGCGUCGGAAGUUCUUACCGAUCCACCGUUGAUGUUCUGCGACGAACCGACCUCGGGUCUCGAUUCUUUUAUGGCGCACCAAGUGGUCUCUGUGUUGAAGGCAUUAGCUGCACGCGGCAAGACGAUCGUCGCUACGUUGCAUCAACCCUCCUCGGAAUUGUUCGCUCUGUUCGAUAAAAUCCUGCUGAUGGCCGAGGGAAGGGUAGCCUUUAUGGGUACAGCGUCGGAAGCUUGCGCUUUCUUCGAGUCGCUCGGCGCCGCUUGCCCAAGUAAUUACAACCCGGCGGAUUAUUUCAUUCAACUGUUAGCGGUUGUGCCGGGUCAGGAAGCGUCGUGUCGCCACGCCAUAAACACCGUGUGCGACGCCUUCCGGAAGAGCGAUCACGGUAUUAAAAUCGCGCUGGAAGCGGAAGCGGUGAACGGGGAAUUCGAGGAUUCCCUGCGAAAUUCCAAGCACCCGGAGUCUCGUUCGCCGUACAAAGCAAGCUGGUGCGAACAAUUUCGCGCGGUUCUAUGGCGGUCCUGGCUGUCGGUGAUCAAGGAACCGAUCCUCGUUAAAGUUCGUCUGCUGCAGACUGUCAUGGUGUCGCUGUUGAUCGGAAUCGUUUAUUUCAACCAGCAGCUCGAUCAGGACGGUGUAAUGAACAUCAACGGUGCUCUAUUUAUAUUCCUCACCAACAUGACCUUCCAGAACGUCUUCGCCGUGAUCAACGUUUUCUGCGCGGAAUUGCCGAUAUUUCUACGCGAGCAUCGAAACGGUAUGUACCGUACCGACGUGUACUUCUUGUGUAAGACACUCGCGGAAGCGCCUAUCUUCGUAGCUGUGCCGCUGCUGUUCACCAUGGUCGCUUACCCUAUGAUCGGACUGUAUCCAGGGGUUGAUCACUUCUUCGUUGCUGCUGGUAUCGUCGCUCUGGUUGCUAACGUUUCUACUUCUUUCGGCUACCUGAUAUCCUGCGUCAGCAAUAAUUUAUCCAUGGCGCUGUCCGUUGGUCCUCCAGUGAUAAUACCGUUUCUAUUGUUCGGUGGAUUUUUUCUGAACACAGCAUCCGUUCCGUUCUAUUUCGAAUGGUUCUCCUAUCUGUCUUGGUUUCGCUACGGUAACGAAGCUCUGCUUAUCAACCAGUGGUCCGAGGUGGAAUCCAUAGCGUGUACAAGAAGCAACGCGACCUGCCCGAAAACAGGAAGGAUGGUGUUGCAAAUGUACAAUUUUAAAGAGGAACAUUUCUACGCGGACAUUGUUUGCCUCUUCUCCCUGAUCGUCGCGUUUCGUUUCCUGGCCUUCCUCGCUCUGCUCUGGAGGACCCGGAGGAACUCUAAAUACGUCCUCGAUCAAACGCAUUUCCCUUAUUUCUAUACUCGUUGUACUUACUUUAUCGAAACAUCGUCAGUAAGAAUCUCGUUUGCGAAACGAUCGUACCGCUUCUCCCGAUCAUUUUUCAAAAUAACAAUGUACGCUUCGAAAGAAAGCGACGAUUGGUCUAAUAACGAGGAGAAUCGUAGGAGAAGAGAAACGAUCGACAACGUGACUCUGUCUUGGAGGGAUGUGUCCGUGUUCGCGAUGGAUCGCGGACGAAGAAGCGUGUGCAAACAAUUGAUCGACAACGUGCGCGGUAUGGCGAGAGCUGGCGAUGUGACGGCGAUAAUUGGUUCAAGCGGAGCUGGGAAAAGUUCGUUGAUGGCGGCGUUAGCUUUUCGCACCGGCCCUGAACUUUUGGUACGCGGUGAUAUAAGAGCGAACGGGAUCCCGGUCGAUUCUUCGUACAUGAUGCAGAACAGCGGAUACAUGCAUCAAGAGGACAUGUUCGUGGAAACGAUGACCGUGAUCGAACAUCUGUGGUUUAUGGCUCGAAUGAAGCUUGAUGGAAAGACAGGAAUACAGGAUAUUCGAGAAACUAUUGAUCGAUUGGUGAACGAUGUCGGGUUAACUAGUAGAAGGGAUGUGCGAAUCGGUAAUGGCAUCGACGACAAAUUGUUAUCCGGUGGAGAAAGGAAGAGGUUGGCCUUUGCUACGGAACUGUUAACGGAUCCAAAAAUCUUGUUCUUGGACGAGCCAACCACUGGACUGGAUUCCCAUUCGGCAAACUGUUUAAUUACCCAGCUGAAGAGUUUCGCGGCGAAAGGACGAACGGUACUCUGUACGAUACACCAACCAAGCUCCGCCAUAUUCGGUUCCUUCAACCGGAUAAUCUUAAUCGGCGAUGGACGAGUGGUGUUCGCUGGACAAAUCGAUCAAGCGAUCAAAUUUUUCGCAAGUCAAGGCUACGAGUGUCCUCGCAAUUACAAUCCUGCCGACUUCCUGAUAGCAGUCGUGUCUUCCGGUUCCAAACACGAAGACGGUCAAACGGCGACGCGGAAAUUGUGCAAUUUGUUUUUAACCAGCGAAGCUUCCAACGAAAUCGAUUAUAUUUUUCGAAGGGAGAUCGAAUCGGUGAAUUCUUUCCAUCCCAGCAAGGAAUUACCUUUCAACGCUAAAGCUGUCGCGAGGAAAGGAUCGCGAUACUGCACGCGACUUUACUGGUUGGUUUAUCGAGAUUUCCUGCAAGUGUUGAGAGAUCCAUCGGUACAAAUCGUCAGGAUACUUCAGAAAGUGAGCGUCGCGACGAUUGCUGGCCUCUGCUUCGUGGGCUCGGUGAAUUUCGAUCAGCUUGGAAUCCAAGCAACCCAGGGGGUGAUUUUUAUUUUGGUAUCCGAGAACGCGUUUUUCCCGAUGUACGCCACGUUAGCUUUGAUACCGCAAGAAUUGCCGCUUCUUCGAAGAGAAUACCGGGAUGGAAUGUAUCCGGUUCAUCUGUACUACGUCGCUCGUCUGCUUUCUUUGAUACCUGGAUUAAUCGUAGAGCCGCUGUUAUUCGCAACGAUAAUAUAUUGGCUGGCUGGUUUGCGAGAAACGGUCGAAGCAUUUGGAUUCUCGUUGCUGGUUCUCCUGUUGACGAUCAACGUGUCUACCGCCUGUGGAUGUUUCUUCUCGACGGUGUUUGAAAACGUACCAUUGGCGAUGGCGUACUUGGUACCUUUUGAUUACGUACUUAUGAUCACUAUGGGUCCUUUCGUUAAGCUUGGAUCACUGCCGGUGUACAUUGGAUGGGUGAAAUAUAUUUCUUGGUUACUACAUUCUAGUGAAGCGCUUAGCAUUCUUCAAUGGAACGACGUACACAAUAUAUCUUGUGAAACAAUCGAUCCGGAAUUGCCGUGUAUCACCGAAGGAUUGCAAGUUUUGCAACGUUACGACUUUGAUGAGGAUCACUUUUGGAUGGACAUGGUGCUGAUGGCAGUAAUUUAUCUUAUUUUUCAUGUACUGGCUUACGCUUGUCUUUGGAAUCGUUGCCGAUGGAAAUAAGGUGCCUUGAUAUACGCUUCUAAUCAACGAUAUAAAAUAAAAAGUAUCAUUCGCUUUAUUUCUAAUGUAUCUAGAAAACUUUAAUAAAGAUCUACUUAUCUUCUUUUUACAAUCCUGUUAUUCU